UUUUGACUUCCGGUAAGGUGCGUGCACUGUCGUCCGCCGCAACGACAGUGUCCGCCUGACGGCUCGGUUUUUUUUAUUUAAUUUAGUUUUAUUUUUUGGCGUGUGUCGUUUUGAAGAUCGCAGUUGCGUUUGUUUUGGUUCGCACUCCCGUUAGUAGCGCCAGUGUUUUGUUGCCUGAUGUUUGGUGUCGAGGGCAAAUAAAAGUGACAAUGAAUCUUGUCAAGCGCGAGCACGACGUACGGGAUGACCUUUGAGGCGGGCGGCCCUCCCCUGAAGGACACCUUCAAGAUGAUGAGCGACAUGAUCCUACUGUGCACCACUUUGGCACUUUCCCUCUUCUUCUGGAUGCUUUCCCUCACACUCAGCAUAUAUUCCGGGUCGUUGCAGCCCGUGUCGCCAUGGCGAUGGCUCUUCUCCAUCUUGGUCCCGGUGGUGCUGACCAUCCGAGCCCUGAAGAGACGCAGUCUGGAUGCAUCGGGGGCGCUGGGAGCACUUUUUGUGGGCUUCGUGCUGACCAUGGCCAACUUGAGUUUCUUCUCGGCGCUGCUGGCCUUCUUCGUCACAUCGUCCAAACUGACGCGCUGGGGCGCGGCGCAGAAGAAAAAGAUGGACGCCGACUUCAAGGAAGGCGGCCAGCGAAACUGGGUGCAGGUGUUCUGCAACGGCGGCGUUCCCACGCAGCUGGCGCUGCUCUACAUGAUCGAGGUGGGCCCCGGCGAGAUGGCCAUCGACUUUGGCCGGCAGUACACAGCAUCGUGGAUGUGCCUGUCGCUUCUGGGGGCGCUGGCGUGCAGCGCGGGUGACACCUGGGCCUCCGAGGUGGGGCCCGUCCUCAGCCCGUCGCGGCCCAGGCUCAUCACCACCUGGCAGGAGGUCCCCGAAGGAACCAACGGCGGCGUGACUCACGUGGGCCUGGCGGCCAGCUUCCUGGGCGGUCUGGCAGUGGGUGGGGCGUACUUGGCCUCACAGGUGCUGUUCUUGAGCGAGCUUCAGCAGUGCGCCCCCCAGUGGCCGCUGGUGUUGUACGGGGGCGCGGCCGGCCUGCUGGGCUCCCUCCUGGACUCCCUCCUGGGAGCCAGCGUGCAGUACUCGGGUUUCGAUGCCAGCAUCGGGAAGGUGGUGAGCUACGAGUCGCCCACGACGCACUGGAUCAGCGGCAGACCCAUCCUGGACAACAAUGCCGUCAACCUCUUCUCGUCCGUCCUGGUGGCGCUCGUGCUGCCCGGGAUGGCCUGGGGCUUGUGGCCGCACUAGGGAGACAUUUUGUUGACAAUGACAAACAAACGAAGACCAUAAAAUAUAUUUAUACACUUCUCCAGGAGAAACAGAACUAUUCUAUUUCCGACUUAAUUUGUGCCGUUUUGUGGAUAGAAAUCAAGCGCCGAAGCACAGAUGGGAUUACAACGACAAAACAUUUACAAAACAAUCAUGUCUUGAGGUACAAGUUUAAUUUGCUCCGUGACCAUCCUCGCACAAGUCAACUUAACUCACAGAAAUGAAUAGAAUGCCAUGAAUCUGUUCCAGG
Messenger RNA from Hippocampus comes (tiger tail seahorse), 1525 nucleotides. It is a transcript of the gene tmem19, whose product is annotated as transmembrane protein 19. Bases 244 to 1254 code for a protein of 336 amino acids. The transcript is spliced from 8 exons. Lineage: Eukaryota; Metazoa; Chordata; Actinopteri; Syngnathiformes; Syngnathidae. The record is from RefSeq and is a predicted model, not a curated record. Gene Ontology annotation, cellular component: membrane.